Helianthus annuus (common sunflower) is the source of this 837-nucleotide messenger RNA. Its product is annotated as ethylene-response factor C3. The transcript has a single exon. The coding region runs from base 29 to 694 and encodes 221 amino acids. Gene Ontology annotation, molecular function: DNA binding; DNA-binding transcription factor activity. Gene Ontology annotation, biological process: ethylene-activated signaling pathway; regulation of DNA-templated transcription. The record is from RefSeq and is a predicted model, not a curated record. NCBI's taxonomy places the organism in Eukaryota, Viridiplantae, Streptophyta, Magnoliopsida, Asterales, Asteraceae.
ACCGUCGCCGCCACUGUUGUCAUCGUUUAUGGCCACUUCUUGCAUCCAACACGAAUUCCGAACCGCCGAACACUCGCCGGAAACUUCAUAUUCAUGGGAUGAGCUUCUAUACCAACACAAUGCCCACCCAUUCAACCAAUUCGACUCCGAAUACGCGCUAUUCCCGGAUACGCUGGCGGCUGUAGACUCAGCCGAAUUUCAAAUUUUAAAUUCGGCUGCCGAAAAAAAAGAGGCUGCCGAAAAACCAAAACAAUCAAAAUCUUACAGGGGAGUGAGAACGCGGCCGUGGGGGAAGUUCGCGGCCGAGAUAAGGGAUUCGACACGAAACGGGGUCCGGGUUUGGCUGGGGACGUUUGAUACCGCCGAGGCGGCCGCCAUGGCGUAUGAUCAAGCCGCAUUUUCCACGAGGGGCCCGCACGCGGUGUUGAAUUUUCCGGUUGAGAGAGUUAAGGAGUCAUUGAAGGAGAUGAAAAAUGGUUUAGAAGAAGGGUGUUCUCCUGUUAUGGCAUUGAAGAGGAAACACUCUUUGAGGAAAAGAAGAUCGGCCACCGGAAAGAAAAGGCCAGUGGCUGCCGCUGUAUCGGACCAAAGCGGCAGCAGCAGCUGCAGCGAGACUGUGGUGUUUGAGGAUUUGGGUGUUGAUUUUAUGGAAGAGCUACUGCUUCUUGGUGAAUUAUCAACGCUACUGCCUUGAAAUAGCAACAUUUUUUUUUUUCUUUUUCUAUGUUUCUUUUAGACUUCGGUUAAGGGUUUUUGUUUUUUUUUUAACCGUAAAAAAAUCGUUUUCUUCUGUAAGUUAUUAGAAAUCUUCUGUAAAUUAUUUGAUACAUAUGCCUU